Molecule: messenger RNA, 1026 nt
Organism: Quercus robur (English oak)
Lineage: Eukaryota; Viridiplantae; Streptophyta; Magnoliopsida; Fagales; Fagaceae
Product: toMV resistant protein Tm-2 netted virescent-like
Exons: 2
Coding region: 1-1026 (341 amino acids)
Biological process (GO): defense response to other organism
Molecular function (GO): ADP binding
Source: RefSeq, a predicted model, not a curated record
AUGAAUGAUGAAGAAUUCAGAAAGGCAUUGUUUGAGUUCUUGGAACACAUACAAGACCAUACAUUGAGAAAUUCCUUGUCGAGUUUCGUGCGAGGUAUUUACAGAAAGAAUGGUGAAGCAUUGCAAGAUUUGAAUGACAAUGAAUUGAAAAGUGCGUUGUUCCAUUACUUGAAAGACAAGAGGUACCUACUUGUCAUGGACGACAUCUGGAAAACUGAAGUAUGGAAUGAGGGAGAUACAUGUCCUCCAGAACUUGAAACUCUAGGGAGACAAAUUGUAGAAAGUUGCCAUGGUUUACCACUUGCAAUUGUGGUAUUGGGAGGUUUUUUGGCAAAUAAGGAGAAAACACAUCAAACAUGGUUGAAAUUGAUUGGCCAUGUCAAUUGGUAUCUGGAUCAAAAUAAAUCAUUUUGCAGAGAUAUAUUGGCUUUAAGCUACAACCACCUAUCCCAACACUUGAAACCAUGCUUUCUAUCUUUUGGUAUCUACCCAAAAGACUUUGAGAUACUAGUGAUGCAACUAAUCCGACUUUGGAUAGCUGAGGGAUUCAUACAGCAAACUGGGAGUAGAAAUAUGGAGGAUGUUACUGAGGACUACUUGGAGGAACUCAUUGAUCAAAGCUUGAUUCAAAUAGCAGCGAAGAGGCUUGAUGGAGGAGUCAAAACAUGUCGUAUCCAUAAUCUUCUACGACACCUCUGUAUAUCGGUGAGUGCUGAAGAGAAGUUUCUUGAGGUUCGUUCAAAUGUUAACCUUUCACCUAUGAGCAAAUCCCGUAGAAUUUCCAUCCACAGUGCCAACCAUCCAGACAUUUCUUCCAACCCUUGUGAGCCUUCAAAUAGUCGUACUUUCAUAGGCUUUGGGGAGGUUGUCAAGCUCGAGAGUCCUCUUUUUAAAAGCAACUACUUGAAAUGGCUAGGUGAAACUAACAAGUUGGUUCGUGUGGUAGAGCUUAGUAAUAUGGGCAUUUGUUGUUUGAUCCCCAACAAAAUUGAAAACCUGAUCCUUUUGAGGUACUUGAGCAUUUAA